This is a messenger RNA of Ostertagia ostertagi, 480 nucleotides long. The record is from the annotation of a GenBank genome assembly. NCBI's taxonomy places the organism in Eukaryota, Metazoa, Nematoda, Chromadorea, Rhabditida, Trichostrongylidae.
AUGAAGGAAAUCGGAGUCUGUAUCGAUGCAAAAUUCAUGGACCAUGGACCGGAAGAUUUAGCUCUAGUUGUGAAGGCGGCCGAUUUAGCUGCAAGACGGCAUCGUCAUCAGAAGCGUAAGGAUCAUGCUGGUACACCGUACGUGAAUCAUCCCAUUGGUGUAGCUUACAUUCUGACGAACGAAGCGAAGGUAUUCGAUGCGGUCACACUUGCUGCUGCACUGCUCCAUGACACCGUUGAAGACACGAAAACCACACUUGAGGAGAUCAAGCGAGAAUUCGGAGAAGAGGCGAAACUUGUUCAUUUGGCCGACAAACUCUACAAUUUACGCGAUUUGGAACGCCAGACACCAGUGGGUUGGGAUCGACGACGAGUCAAGGAGUACUUCAGAUGGUCAAAAGAGGUGAUCGCUGGCAUGAAAGGAACGAAUGAGUAUCUCGAAAUGACUCUCGACGAUCUUAUCAACAAGCACCUUGCUUGA